AUGACGCUGGCCAGCGUUUUGGAGCAGUUGGUGCCGGUGAACCAGCAUGGGUUUUUUGGACUCAGAAGUCAGAAAGAUCCGCUGGAACUGGGUCUGGGGAGUCCAAGUAAUGGGCUGAGCCUUGCUGCACCAAACUGGGGUGUCCUAGAGGAGCCAAAAAUUGAAAUGUUUCAUGGAACCACCACCCUGGCCUUCAAGUUGUGCCAUGGAGUCGUUGCAGCUGAUUCCUGGGCCACAGCAGGUACUUAUACUGCCUCCCAGACAGUGAAGAAAGUAAUAGAGAUCCACCCUUACCUUCUGGGCACCAUGGGUGGGGGUGCAGCGGAUUGUAGCUUCUGGGAGCGGUUGUUGGCUCAGCAAUGUAGAAUCUUUGAGCUUCGAAAUAAGGAAUGCAUCUCUAUGGCAACGGCCUCCAAAAUUCGUGCUAACAUGGUGUAUCAGCACAAAGGCAUGGGACUGUCCACCAGCACCCUCAUCUGUGGCCGGAAUAAGAGAGGCCCUGGCCUCUACUAUGUAGACCAUGAAGGGAACAGCUUUUCUGGAACUGCUGUGGGAUGUUCUGUGUGGCAAAUGUGUUGCUGAUUGGUUAAUAAAUAAAACACUGAUUGGCCAUUGGCUAGGCAAGAAGUAUAGGCAGGACAAGGAGGAGAAUAAAGCUGGGAAGUGGAAGGCUGAGUCAGAGAGACACUGCCAGCCUCCAUGAUGACAAACAGCAUGUGAAG
This is a messenger RNA of Peromyscus eremicus (cactus mouse), 722 nucleotides long. RefSeq names its product proteasome subunit beta type-5-like. The record is from RefSeq and is a predicted model, not a curated record. The transcript has a single exon. The coding region runs from base 1 to 582 and encodes 193 amino acids. NCBI's taxonomy places the organism in Eukaryota, Metazoa, Chordata, Mammalia, Rodentia, Cricetidae. Gene Ontology annotation, cellular component: proteasome core complex.